This is a messenger RNA of Fopius arisanus, 1291 nucleotides long. RefSeq lists its product as uncharacterized. The transcript has 5 exons. NCBI's taxonomy places the organism in Eukaryota, Metazoa, Arthropoda, Insecta, Hymenoptera, Braconidae. The coding region runs from base 489 to 1208 and encodes 239 amino acids. Gene Ontology annotation, molecular function: calcium ion binding; phospholipid binding. Gene Ontology annotation, biological process: lipid catabolic process; arachidonate secretion; phospholipid metabolic process. The record is from RefSeq and is a predicted model, not a curated record.
UCGAGAGAAAAAUGUCUAACCACCGAAUUGUUCUCACCGUGGUUAUCAACAUAAUCAGGAUCGCCAGUUUGAAUAACAUUUUGCAACUGUGGUGAAAGAGUCUCUUAAUUGUUGCCAUUUCGAGGAAGAACAAUUCAGAAGUGAGAAAGAAAGUUGAGAGAACCGGUGAAGAAUGGGCCCCAGGAGGAGGAGAACAAGUAAAUGAGGGGAAAUGUAACAAUAUUUGCUGGGUAAGGGAGAAGGUGGAUACAACGGCCUAUCAGAAUUCAUUCUUGUAAGACAUCGCAUGAGAGAAAGACGUUUUUUGAGUUUUAAUCCAGCAAGUGAGGUAAACUGAUUUUUUUUUUUAAAUAAUGAUCCCAAGGUAUCGAGUCAGAAGGUGUGAUUGAAAAUAAAUUAAUGGCUGGGAUAAUUCAGAUGAAUUGUUUCGGAUUCUCUGGCGGAAUGAACUUCUCCAUUAUGUUUAUUACUCAGUGAUUGUGGAUAUUAUGGUGAAUUUAUUAUUGCGCUCAAUGAAGGAGGCGGAAACCUUUCUGGAAUUCCAAUGUGGAAUCACCAGUGCCGAACGAAACUUUCGCCGAUCAGCUGGAUUUUAUCUUAAAUUAAAUGUAGCAGUUUUGUUGACAGCCUUCUGUAUGCGAAUACAUGCUCAGAAAGAAAUCCACAAUCUAACAAUGUACGGAUUCACGGAAACCGAAGAAAAAAUCCUGCCGCCACUAAAUGUAUCACAUAUAUAUAAUAAUGCAACGGAUUAUUUAAGAUUAUCUAGCGGAUUGGGUGGCAGAUCGGGUAAAACGAGAGGUAAAAGAAGUGUUGUGCACUUGUACAAUAUGCUUGUAUGUGCAACUGGGUGCAAUCCUUUAACUUAUAAAGGAUACGGCUGCUAUUGCGGAUUUCUCGGUUCUGGAUAUCCUGUGGAUGGUAUCGAUCGGUGCUGUUGGAUGCAUGACCGGUGUUAUGACGCAACCGGUUGUCCGACCUUUUCAGAGUAUUUUAUCCCGUAUUAUUGGAAAUGUUAUCGUGGCCAUCUUCCGAUCUGCGCUGUCUUACAUGGAAGCUGGGGUGGAUCUGGAUCUUGCGCUCAAAGAUUGUGCGAGUGCGAUCGAGCAUUUGCUCAAUGUUUACGGCGUUUUCCUUGUCCCUCGUCUAAAGCUGUGUGCACAUCUUCUCCGUUGAGACUUGUACAAAAUAUUUUCAUGAUUUUUUAAAUGAACGAUGAAUGCCAGUAUCCAGGUGUCUUUAUUUUAACAAAAUAAUUAUUUACAAUUGUUUAUUGCCACCACCUAGCCAU